GACAGUCCAAAUAAUAAAAUAACCACACAAUCAAAUGAAAGUUCUAGUAAUAACAAGUGUCUAACAAAGCUAUAAUUAAUUUUGUUUUAUAAACCAUGGCUUCGAAUCGGAAAAAGCAAGAGGAUAAAAACCUAAAGACUUUACGUGAAUUAGUUACAUCGCAAGGGAAUCGACAAUGUUUCGACUGCAAUCAGAGGGGACCUACAUAUGUGAAUAUGACAAUUGGUUCGUUUGUUUGUACGAGAUGUUCGGGGAUUCUGCGCGGAUUGACGCCCCCGCAUCGCGUAAAAUCAAUUUCGAUGGCUACUUUUACAUCAGAAGAAAUCGAACAGAUUAGACUUAAAGGCAAUGAGAAAUGUGCAGCCACUUGGAUGGGCCUGUGCCAGAAUACAAAUAAUAUUCCAGAACUGAAAGAAGAGCAUCAGCUCAAGGAAUAUUUGUCGGAUAAAUAUGAAAAGAAAAGAUUUUAUAUUGAGGAGAAUGCUGUGAAGAGUCCGACUAACGGAAUAUUAAUUAGUCAUAAUGAAAGUAAACCUGUCGAAAGGCCCAAACAAACCGAUAAUUUCUUCAGCACAGAUUUUGAAGCAGACUUUUCAUCAGCUGAUAUUUUCAAUUCGGUUCAAACUAUACCGACAAACAACAAUUGCAAACAAAAUAAUCAAAACAACAAUGUCAAUGGUCAGAUGUCGUUUGCCAAUUUUGAUAAUAACGCUAUUUUCAAUGCUGCGACUUUAACUCAGUCCACAUCGUCUUCCCUGAAUAAUUUAAAGAACUUCAAUGAUUCAUUCAAUGGACACACUGAUGCAUUUGGUUGUAGCCAAUCUUUCAACAACAUAAAAUCAGUGAACCAGCAGCAACCACAACCAACUUUUCAAACUAAUUUUCCUGUGAUAAAUAAUGGCAUAUCUCCAUUAAAUACAUUAAACAUGAACAAUCCUCCCCCGCCUGAAGAUAAGUAUGCUGCUUUAAAAGAACUAGAACUGGCAAUGAAAAAUGAGCAAAACAAACAAGAGGUAUCUAGUAGUAAUGGAAUUUGGAAUUCGCCUAAGGAAGUACAGAGUAACAGACCAUGGGAAAGUGAAUUUAAUCAUUCUGCAUUUGACCCAAAAUCGUCCACUGUUACAAAUCCAUUCAGUUUGAAACAGACAUCUGUCCAAAAUAUUUGGACCAGCCCUCAAUCUGCUGUAGAAAAUGUAAAUCCUUUCAAAGUUGAACUAACAAACAAAAUGAAUCACAAUAUGAACAAUGCAAAUACUCAAAACCUAUUUGAUAUCGAUCAAAAAUGGAUAAAUAGCUCUCCUCCUAGUAACAAUGUUAAUGUAGCAAAUGUGUUUAAUCAGUCACCAUUUGGUAUGUCCAAUUUUGACAACAUUUUGCAAAAUGGGAAGAGCGAUUUUGGUAAUGGGCAGAGCUGGGCUACUGCUAAUCCAUUCUCGUCUCCACAAGUAAUGUCCAACAACCCAUUCUUAUGAAGAUUUGCAAUGAAGAUGUAGUACUGUACAUAGAAAAGUGGCGAAAGAAACACAACCAGUGAUCUGUAUAUUUUGAAAUGAAAGAAGGGGAUGUAUUGCUCAAUAAUUUUAA
This is a messenger RNA of Ctenocephalides felis (cat flea), 1584 nucleotides long. RefSeq names its product arf-GAP domain and FG repeat-containing protein 1-like. Lineage: Eukaryota; Metazoa; Arthropoda; Insecta; Siphonaptera; Pulicidae. The record is from RefSeq and is a predicted model, not a curated record. Gene Ontology annotation, molecular function: GTPase activator activity. The transcript is spliced from 7 exons. The coding region runs from base 96 to 1472 and encodes 458 amino acids.